CCCAGCCCUGAACGCGGCGGGCACGGACCUGGGGAUCCACUGCAUUCGGGGGGCUGCCCUCCAUCUCUCCCCGAUGCUGUCCCCUCCAUCCUGGGGGUCUGUCCAUCCUCCAUCCCCCUGUGCUGCCCCCUCCAUGCCGGGGGUCCGUUCUUUAUCCCUCCCCCGGUGCUGCCCCCCUUCAUCCCGGGGGUCUGCCUGCCCUCGAUCCCCAGUGCUGUCCUCUCCAUCCCGGGAGUCAGUCCCUCCACGCUCCCCUUUACUCUCCCAUUCCGGGGAGGGUCUGUCCCCGUGCCCUACCCUUAGUAUUGUGGUGUACCAAUGAAAUGGGCUGGAAUAUUUGGCUAGAGCAAAGGGAUGCAGGUGUGAGGGCAGGGCAGGCAGGCCUGGGGGUGCUGGAGCAGGGCAGGACCCCUGGGAAGAGCAUGUCAAGGUGGAAGGGGGCUCACUGCAGGCAGGGGUGUGGGCUCCCCCUCCUGCAUCCUGCCCGGAGAGCCUGCCCAGAGCCACCUGGAGUCCUGUCCGCUGCCCUCACCCCACACUCUCACACUGUCCAACCCUACAGAAAUCCCCUGUCAUGGGUGUGCUCAGGGACCUCUUGGCAGUACCCAUGGGAGUCUCAGGAGCAUAGAUAUCCCAAAGGCAUACACAGUCCCCCCAAACACUGUGCCCUCUCCCUCAGCGUGUGCCCAGGGCACCUAUCAUGCUGCACAGGGAGGAUGGAAAGGACAUCUGCCUUUUGUUCCCUUCCUCCUCCGUCCUCGGGAGGCACCAGCAGUGGGCAGCCACCAGCCUGAGCUCUGUCCCUGUGCGGGGCUCCCAUCUCAUCUCCACAAGCCGAGAAUUCAGAGGGAAGCGCUGGGGUGAUGCUCACUGCACCCAGGGCCUGAGCCAAGCACACCCCAGGGGAACUUGGAGAGGCUGGAGGGGGUGUCAGUUCUCUUUGAAUCUGGUUUCAUCUUCCUCAGAUCUUAGAGAAUUGCUCAGUGCAGGACUUGGUCCAUCUUAUAGGCAUAGCUUCAAAGAUGGGAUGUGUUGGGGGAUCCUACAGAGCAUCACUGGAAUGAUCAUCCCCGGAGGCUCCACCAGCACAAGCAGCAGCUCUGCCCUGCACCAGGGUGAAGCCACAUGGAAGGGCCAGAGGGGACCAGGGCAAUGGCAAUGCCAGCUGAGCUCAUGGCUCAUGCAGACGCCACUAAAAGCAGGAUGAGUUUUUCACAAAGCUGCUCCCUGAAUUGAGCAAGUUCCCUGUCCUAGGAGUCCUCAGAGACUUCCUGCCCCAUCCACCCUUCACCUGCCUGGAGGAACACAAGAGGGACGACCAGCUCCCCGAAUCCACCUGCAAUUAUAAGCAAAUCCCUCAUUGUAUUUGGUGCUAAAUGUCUCUUUCCCUCCCAAAUGCGGUGUGAUGACCCAUCCUUAAGGGUCGUCACACACGGGUAGCCAGGCAAAGCAACGAAGUGAUUUCAUUCCUUGUGAAGCUUGUUUCAAGCUUCUCCCGUUAAUCCCGGGAAGCCUGUCUGACCCCGGGAAGCCUGACUGCCCCCAUUGCGGCUGCUUGCAGACAUGGCCCCAUCUGGAGGGCAGGUCUGUGGGACAACCACACGUGUGAUGGCAUCAAAGACGCAUGGAUGUUCUGAGGCCAUGCUGAGAAGUGGUGGCAGAGGACAGAGCAGGAGUCAGGCAGUCUUUGCUUGUCCGAGCACUUGGCUCCCUUCGCUGUGCCCCUGCCUGCUCCUCCUGCAGCUUGGCCGCCUGCCAGCGUGUCCCCCGGGCAGGUCCUGGUCACCUGCGAGCAGGAAAAACCCGCGGAAAGUCCCCUGGCAGCCGGUUUGCUGGUAGUGAUCAGCCCGGGCCAACUCGGGAGCCACAUAGAAAUGCUUUUGCCGGGGAAUGCUGCCACAUCCUGCCCCGAGGUGCCCAUCCCCGGGAGGUUUCCUGUGCCUCUCCCCACCAGCAGCUGCUGCUGCUCUGAGCCUCUCCAGCGCUCACGUUUCACCAGCCAUAAAAGUGUCUGGAGAGGGAAUGGGAGCGGGAGCAGCGUUGUGCCUGGCGAGGAGAGGGAGCGGCGUCUGUCCCUGCCACCCCUGCAGACCCUGUCCCACCGCCGCUGGUCCCCCUGCGGUGACCCGGCCCUGGCCUCCCGCUCCUGCGUGGCUGGAGAGAUGCCCAAAAUGGAUCAAAGAGCCAUGGAAACAAGCCGGCAGCGAUUCCCCGGCGGCAAGCAGGCAGUGGGGUGUCACUCACAGGGCGCAGGCAGGCGGGACACAGGGACCCUGGACCAGCUCGCAGGGUCUUGGGGCAGCGGGGUCACAGCGGCUGUUUGGGGACCUGAGCUGAGCUCUCCCCUCCCCUCCCCUCCCCACUCCAGCUCGGGCUCGGCCAGCCUGGAGGCUCCUGUAUUCCCGUUUCAGGAUUCAGCACAGCCUUUGCUCUCCGACCCGCGCUGCCUCUGUGGGAACCCCACUUCUGCCCGGACCCCAAUAUGACCAUAACCAUGAUGGCUUUGGCCGGGAGCAGGUGCAGCCCACACUGAGCCCCCGGCCCCUUCCCGUUAAGGUUGUUCAGCACCACGCUCCUUCUUUUUUUUCCCCCCGCAUCCCGGCUUCGGUGACCCCGGUGCUGCCACACUCGUGCCAUGGCUCCGCUCGACCCCAGGGCACUUUGAUGCCCCCCUAGGCUUCCUGUCCAUCCCAGUGCCAGCUGGCCCUGCCGCCGGAUUAGGCGGGAGCACGAGAGGAAAGCAUCGAGCAUCUCUCCGGAUCAAACGCCCACGGGGCAGUGGGGAGGGGGUGUAAUUCACCCCCCCUCUCCGUGUGACACCGGCUCGGGGCUGCCUGGAGCUGGGAUGAGCGUGCAGCCGGUGCUCAGAGGCAGUGGGAGGGAGGCGUUCGGGGGAAUCAGUCAGGUGUGGACGAGGUAUGAGGGGAGGCAGGGAUGGAGCCGCACUCGUGACAGCGGUGCCGAGCGCUCACGCGCAUCUCUCCUCCUGCCGAGAUGCAGCAGGGUCGGCCAUCCCUCUGCUGCGUCUCCACCAUCCGCAGCUCGCAGGGACCACCCGAGCCAGCCGCCGCUGCCGCCUCCGCUCACUUCAGCUUCUGCCGCAGCCUCCUGGAGCACACGGUGUCGGCCGAAAACCUCAGCUACCGCCUGCAGCGGAACCCGGGCAGCAGCCUCACCUGGCACGACGGCCGCAGCCAGCGCCCCGACGGCGACCGCACCAUCAAACUCCUGCGGCAGCCGGGCACCGAUGGCUCGCAGGUCCGUGGCUGUGACCACUAUGGCAUCUACCACACCAGCCCCACGCUGGGCAGCCUGGUCAAGCCAGUGGUGCUGUGGACCCAGCAGGAUGUGUGCAAAUGGCUGAAGAAGCACUGCCCACACAACUAUCUCAUCUACGUCGAGGCGUUCUCCCACCACGCCAUCACAGGCCGGGCGCUGCUGCGGCUGAACGGGGAGAAGCUGCAGCGCAUGGGGAUCGCACUGGAGACGCAGCGCCAGGAGGUCCUGCAGCAGGUCCUGCAGCUCCAGGUGCGCGAGGAGGUCCGGAACCUGCAGCUGCUCAGCCAAGCUUCUUUUGGAAAUGUCUCCUAGCUGAUCCGUCUGUUUGGCAGAUUGCACUAACACUGUGAACCGAGCUCCGCUGGGAUGGGCCGUGCACCGCCGAUACGAGACCUGAGCCACACGCUUGGAAUAAGAAGAGACAGCUUCCCAGACACUCCGGGGCUCCUCUCCUGCUUCUUCCUUCUCUUUCUUUUAAAGGAAUACAUUCCUGUGCAGGGAUGGAAGGUUUCUUCCAGCAGACAUGGCUCUUGGCUGGAGGAAAAUCAGCAAACCAGCUGCUGGGACAGAUGAUGAACUUCCAUCCACCUGAGCCUGACGGUUCACAGGGAAAGAGAUGGAAAAAAGGAGAUGGCAAAAGGCAGGGCUCAGCACUGUGGAGAAAGGGGACGCGGUGAUUCCAGGGACAGCUCGGAGCUAUGUGCAGGACACUGAAGCAUUAUGCACUUGGGCAACAUCCCAGCACCCGGCAACUCGUGUCCUUGCCUCGGAGCUUAUUUAGGGAGCUUUGGUUUCCUCAUCAGACUGGGCUGUAUUCCAGCAUCUGGGGAGGUGACGUUAUCAGUAGCAAAUAAGAUGAUACAGUCAGCCAAAAAAAUUCAAAGCAGGGCCAAGACCCCAGCACCCGGCUCCACUUGGUGAGUUAAAAAGGGAGCUGAGUCAUCAGAGCUGGAAAAUCUGGGAGUAAAAGCAGGGUGGAUGCGCCUGGAGGGUGCCAUGGCCUGGAGGAAGCUGUGCCAGGAGCUGAUCCUUCAUCCGCCGGCAGACAGGGGAGCCCCUGCAGGGGCUGUGGGGAGCAAGCAGGGGGGUGCUGCUGGGUGGUGCUGGGUGCUGCCCAGGGUGAGGCUGGGGAAUCACUGGGUGCCAGGUCCUCCCCGGCCCCCAUGCCCAGCCCUGCUCUGCUCCAUGCUCCCACCAGCUCUGCAGAACUCUGCUCAUCCAGGCAUUGGCAGAUUCUUGUCCUGACUUCCUGCCCAAGGGCUGGCAGUGGUGCCACCAAAGCCAGGCACCUUCCUGAUGACCUUCACCAUUAUUACGGUGAAAGUGUUUGCUGUUACACACCCUGCCCCCCAAACUCUCCCAUACAGAGCUACAGAUUGCCCUUGUGGGCAGAUAAGGAAAAUCCAUGUGUAAAUCAGGAUUUUGGGCUGAGGUGGAUGCUGUCACCUCCCCACAUUCCACCUCAAGUGAUGAGGGUAGGGCUGUGGGUCAUGGAGGGUUCAUAAACAGCAGCACCCCAAAACCCCUGGGGCAUUGGGAUGUGGAGGCAGGUCACAGUGCCCCCCGGCCGGGCACCCUCCUGCCUGCUUCUCUGCUGGUAAUAAAUUAGAGACUGUUAUUUUAACUCACUGCUCUUCUGACUCUUCCCACAUCUGAACCUGCGCUGCAAAUACGGUCCCUCUGGUCCUUCCGGGGACGCUCAGGAGAUGUCUACAGCCCUAAAUCCCUCCACACUGGGCUGAACAUGAAGCCUCCAAUUUUCCAAAAUCCAAAUUUUCUCCAGAAAGGCAUAGUCUGAUUGGCGCCUGCAGCUGAGUGAUCCAGACCAUGCAGCCAACACAUCCCCUCUCUGCCUGUGGGUCAGGGGUCUGAGACCCUCAGCUCUGUCUGCAGGGAAGCAGCUCCAGGGCCCUGCUGUGUGUAGCCCCUGGUACCCCAGGAUACAGGAAUUAGAAUUUCCUCCUGUUUCCAUACUGACCUUUUCAAAUAUGCAGCAAAAUUUGCUCUUCUCACCUCAUUGGAGACUCAUGAGCAACAGAGCUGGGAGAAUUUAUUGAGUUUGAAGAAAAGGAAAAAGAAGCCAGGAAAAAAGUCCAUCUUCCCCACGGUGGGGUUUGUUUCUGUCCUGCUGGGGAGUCCAGGGGGGCAGUGGGAGAGGUGGAGAAGCACAGGGAGCUGGGGGGUGGCUGGGGGCACCAGAAACCUGAAGAGCAGAGGACGGCUGCGGGUGUCUGCACAUCGUUAGAGGGAGGCGCUGAGCUUCACUCCAGAGCUUGGGAGUCACACAGGGAGAAACGUCUUCUCCAGGCUCCAGCUGGGCUCAUGCGGUAAGCUGGUGGAGAUUUGGCUUGGAAUGCAGCUGGGGUGCACAGAGCCCAGGUGCACAGCUGGGGCUGCCUUGGAGCCCCUGGAAAAGGCAGGGUCCCCCCCCAGAGCCUGCCUCAAAGCCCGGCUGCCCCUUGCUGUGCUCCUGAGGAUGCUCUGGCUCCCUCCAGCUCCUAAGCAUGGAAGAAAGGAGGCAGAGAAGAAAGCAGAAACCCCACCAGCUGCACUCGGCCAGAGCAUGGCCCCUGUUCAGGUAACUUUCUGAGACCCACCAGCACAGGAUGGGGCUGGAGGAACUGGGUGAAACAAUAUUCCCAGGGCUGGCAGGAGGAUGCUCUCCUGCCCCCAGUCCCCUGCGCUGUGUCUUCAUUCUGGUGAGGAUGGCGAUGGUGAGAGCAGAGCCAUCUUUCCAGGCCGGCUCUGAACUACUGCUCUGGCAGUGUCUGGUGCCACCUAAUGCCCAUGGCUUGUCCAAGAAGCACCCAGGACUCUGCCCAGGGCAGCAGGGAAGCAUCUGGAGCAGCCCUGACAUGGUUUUGCCUUCGGUAGCUCUGGGCAUACAGCAAAAUCCAUCUGCAUGGUGGAUCCAAGGAAGGGCAGUCCUCCUCACGGGCGAGAACUUGGGGUGGUGAGUACUGCACCAGGACCCUGGGAACUGGAGGCAGAUACUGCUCAGGAUCCUCUCGAACUGAGACACAGCUUGGUCACUCCUCAUCUUUUGCUGAGCAAGAAAAAUACCUUCUAUUUGUCCAGCACUUAUCUGCCAGCGAUAUUCCAGGCACUGCCCCAAAACAAACAGCACCGACAAUGAAACACAGAUGAAUCAAUUCAUGCAAUAUUAAAAGCAGA
Molecule: messenger RNA, 6453 nt
Organism: Corvus hawaiiensis (hawaiian crow)
Lineage: Eukaryota; Metazoa; Chordata; Aves; Passeriformes; Corvidae
Gene: SAMD10
Product: sterile alpha motif domain containing 10
Exons: 5
Coding region: 2995-3591 (198 amino acids)
Biological process (GO): cell surface receptor protein tyrosine kinase signaling pathway
Cellular component (GO): cytoplasmic side of plasma membrane
Molecular function (GO): protein binding
Source: RefSeq, a predicted model, not a curated record